CAAGUUUCACCCCGCUCCUCCACGAGCCGGGAGCCGAGAUCCACAUUCCGACACAAGACUCUCACUGGCUUUAAAAAAAAAAAAAGUGUUUCAUUUCUCACCCGAGGAGCUGAGGAUCAUCAUCAGUUAACGCCGGCGAUGUCUGGAUCCUACUGCAAAAGUUUGUACCCGUUCAGCGGGGAGCAGCACCAGCAGGGACUGAGCUUCGAGGCCGGGGAGAUUAUUAAGGUGGUCCAGGCUCUGCCCGGAGGCUGGUGGGAGGGAGAGAAGGAUGGAGCCAGAGGAUGGUUCCCCUCCAGUUAUGUCCAGGUGCUGGAGAGGACGGCAUCUCUGAGUCAGCUACCUGUGGAGGACCUCAGAGACCCCCUGCCUCCUCACUGGAAAUGCUACAUGUCUCCACAGGGACGGCGAUAUUAUGUCAACACCACAAGCAAUGAGACGACGUGGGAGAGACCGUCCAGCGUACCUGGGACCCCCAAAUCCUCAAUCCGACACAAGAACUCUUUGCCAGCAGUCAAUGGAUUUCACUCAGGUGGUAGUCCCUUGCAUCAUGUGGAGCAUUCACACAACAGUCUGGUUAGGAAGAGCAGCACAGAGCCACAGAGCCCGGGAUCAACGUCGCCUACCAGGAAACAGAACAAGGAGACCACGUUCACGAUUAACUGUGUGACGUUCCCGUCGCCUUCAUGUAUGCCUGAGCAGCAGCUGCUGAAACCAAGCGAAUGGAGCUACUGUGACUACUUCUGGACUGAUAAGAAGGAUCCCCAAGGCAACGGCUGCAUCACAGGAUUUGAGGUUUUGCUGCAGAAACAGCUGAAGGGGAAACAGAUGCAGAAAGAGAUGGCCGAGUUCGUACGAGAAAGGAUAAAAAUAGAAGAGGAGUACGCCAAGAAUCUCUCCAAGCUCUCCCAGAUCCCUCUAGCAGGCCAGGAAGAAGGGACUCUGGGGGAGGCUUGGGCCCAGUUGAAGAAGAGUCUGGCAGAUGAAGCUGAGGUUCACCUAAAGUUCUCCUCAAAGCUCCAGAGUGAAGUGGAGAAGCCUUUGCUGACCUUCAGGGAGAACUUUAAGAAGGACAUGAAGAGGUUCGACCACCACAUCGCAGACCUGCGGAAGCAGCUGGUCGGUCGCUAUGCAGCAGUGGAGAAGGCCCGCAAAGCUCUGGCCGACAGACAGAAAGAGCUGGAGCUGAAGACUCAGCAGCUGGAGAUCAAACUCAGCAACAAGAUCGAGGAAGACAUCAAGAAGGCCCGCAGGAAAUCCACACAAGCAGGAGACGACCUGAUGCGCUGCGUCGACCUUUAUAACCAGUCCCAGUCCAAAUGGUUUGAGGAGAUGGUCACCACAAGCCUGGAGCUGGAGCGGCUGGAGGUGGAGCGGGUGGAGAUGAUCAGGCAGCAUCUGUGUCAGUACACCACCCUGCGGCACGAGACGGACAUGUUCAACCAAAGCACGAUGGAGCCAGUGGACCAGCUCCUGCGAUGCGUGGACCCGGUCAGAGACAGAGAGCUGUGGGUGCGGGAGAAUAAGACUGGAGAGAUCAGGCCUGUGGACAUAGAGAUCUGAUCUCAGUGCUGAAGGUUGGCUCUGCAGUAGCACACACAGACACUCUGACCCAGAGCCUGCAUGCCUGACUGGGAGACUGCCUCCACAUGUGACUCCUAACAGACUGAGGGACGGACGAGCAGUCACUGGCUCUGCACCUGCUGGGGAUGAUGUCAGUAUUUGGGCAGUUUAGUUGGAGCUCUGAGGGAUGAAUGAAGAUGUCAGGUAGCGAUGAGUUGUAAUUUUCUGUGAUGCAAACUGACGGCCGGCUAAAACAGCACAGGACAGUGGGAACCGUGAGAGUGAAUUCUUUGCUAAAGGACACUGAGCUGGGGCACAUGAUGAAGAGGCACCACCGGUGAACAUCUAACGUGUGUAAAUGUUGAAUAGCUUUAUGUCCUGCUGCCGUUUUGCUGCGGUUUGUUUGUGCUUUUGCUCUGUGAGGUAAUUCUCUGAUCCACCUGUGUGUCGAUGCACAUGUGGCUCCUGGACUGCGAGUGAUUUAACAGAUGCUGCUAAGCUAAAUGCAUUCUGACCUGAGAGUGUUAUAUUACUGUGCACCAGAGCAAGGUAAGAGUAUUUUAAUAUUAAUACCAACCAUCAUGUACAAGUACUGACCUUUCGAUAAGCCCCUCCCCUGUGACUUACCUGUUGCUACGCCUGUCAAGCUGACUCUGACAGCACACACAGUUUACCAAAAGAAAGCAGUGUAUAAAGAUAAAGAUGGCAGAUUUACCAAGCACUGUGUGUGUGUGUUUAUUAGUGGCCUACGUAUUAUACAGUAUUAUAAAUAUGUUUCUUGGAAAUUUGUAGAGAUCAGUGUUUUAAUGUGACCAAUGAGUGUAUCAAAUAUAACACUGUCCAGGUCCAAGUGUAAACAGUGGAUGUUUCAGUCCUCAGCAGGUAGCAGCCUGUAAUCCCACAUCACAGAGAGCUAAUGACCGGCUCCUUACCACUGGAAAUAAUGUUAGGUCACUAUUAUGGGUGGUAAGCUAAGUUAAGUCUGGGAUGCAAAUGUUUGUGGCUUACAUUAAACCAGAGAAACUCAUUGUUUGUUACAUCCCUCACACGUUUACCUUUUUGUUUUUGGUUUUGGAUAAGAACAGACCCUCCUCUCAAAAAAAAAAAGCAAAAACCAAAAAAACGUAUUUAGAAACCAAGUACUGUUCUUAUUAGAGUCUCGUAGACUGUGUAAGCAUGUUACAAAACCCAAAGCUUGACAGGCCGGGCUAACGUACAUCACAGAUCUGGCUACUUAGCAUCUCUGAAAGAAAAUCAUCAUCUAUAGCUCAAGAACACUCAGUUUCUUUUCCACCUGUUGUUUUCUUCACUCCUAAUAAGAUCUUUUUUUUUUUUUUAAUCAUCCGAUUGCACUUUAUACCCAAGUGAUUUUUAAUGAAUAAACUGUAAGUCGCUGUUCAUAUGAAAAAUAUUCUAAAGAGAACUGUUCCUCCUUUUAUUAGUAAUGGAGGCGAAAGUGUUUUGGUUGUGUUCAGGGUGGCCUGGUGUAAAUAUAUGACGCGUGUGUGAUUUGCCAUGAAAAGGAGACAGUGGAGUGAAAGUAAAUAGUAGAAUAUUACACAGACGUAUGAUAUGCAGACACUUGGUACAGAUAAUAUAUGAAAUAUACAGAGUGUUUUAUAGGCAGGAGAAGUGACUCUCUCUCCUCUGAGACUCUACAGCUCAGCUGCUUCAGUUCAGUGCUGCUGCCUGCAGAAGCUAAAUGUUGUACAAAAAAACGUCUCUUUUACAACUAAGUCUUAUCUGGUAUUUCUGCUUCGUAUUACUUAGCCACCGAGAGACGAGGGUUGGGGUGUUUUUGUACAUUAACAGCUAAAGGUUGGCCUUUUUCAUUAAUAAAACGAAAAUCUGUAUCAUA
Toxotes jaculatrix (banded archerfish) is the source of this 3421-nucleotide messenger RNA. Its product is annotated as growth arrest-specific protein 7-like. The record is from RefSeq and is a predicted model, not a curated record. Gene Ontology annotation, molecular function: actin filament binding. The coding region runs from base 139 to 1563 and encodes 474 amino acids. Gene Ontology annotation, biological process: neuron projection morphogenesis; actin filament polymerization. The transcript has 14 exons. Gene Ontology annotation, cellular component: actin filament; cytoplasm; plasma membrane. Lineage: Eukaryota; Metazoa; Chordata; Actinopteri; Toxotidae.